CACAUGUGAUACAAUUUGCAACCCUUUGCUUGCUGCAUGUCCAUAUACAAAAACGUGCCUUCGUCCCUCCCUCGAGCCUGAAAAAAACUAUUCUAGUUUCCAUAAUAUUUUUCAGGCUGGAUGCCUGGAUGGCUCAUCCUGCCGUCCAUCAUAUUUUAACUCCAAAUUCCAAGUACAAAAAAAAAAAAAUCCAAUCUCCCCUAACCUCGCCCAUCCCCGACUCGCCGACGGCAGCGCCCCGCAAACCCUCGCCGCCGCCGCCGCCGUCCGAACAGCAGAAUUCCUCAUCUACCCCGCGGGAUUCCAUCGAACCCAGCCGGUGGAACCUUGGCGGGAUUCCCGAGCCGACCCCUCGGGGCCUCCAGGCCGGCAUCGGCUGGCAGCGUGAUGGGGGCGAACGCCGACCCCUCCGGGUCCCUGGGCGGGCCCCACCGCCACCUCCCCUCCCCGGUGCCCGCGCCGCAGCAUCAGGGCGUGGCGGCGAACACCGUGGCCGCACUGCGGCACGACCCAGGGCUCGCCGUCCGGUGGUCGCCCGAGGAGCAGAUCCUGCUCGACAACGGGCUAGCCAGAAAAAGGAGAGUAGCAAGAAAAAGGAGGAAUUAUCUAAGAAAAGCAAAGAAAAGAAGGAAAGAGUUGGUGACUCUUCAUCAAAAGGUCCGGUGCAAUUGGUAGCACGACCUAAUGCCCCACCAUAUACUCUUCCUGUUCUUCCUAUGGAUGAUGAUGAUGUUUCAUACAAAGCAAUUGGAGGUCCAACUGGACAACUUCUAGAGCACAAUGCGCAGAUCUUAAACCAAAUCUAUACAAAUAUUUCAAACAUGCAGGUACAAGAUAACCUUUCUCUUUUAUGCCAAACAAGGGACAAUAUACUUACAGUGCUGAAAGAGGUAAGUGAUGUUCCUGAAAUAAUGAGGCAGAUGCCACCCCUUCCUGUAAAGUUAAAUGAAGAUCUGGCCAACUCUAUGUUGCCAAGGCCUCCGGGCACAUGAUGUGUUCUGCAACCAGCUGGCUCAAUCAGCCUUGCUUGAAGAUCAGUGUAGAAAGCUUGGCCGUUCGCUUCUGGAAAGUCGCUAUAGAUACAAGAUACCUGUGUCUGCAGUAUACCUUUGUUCUAUUUGUUCAGCUGAUCAUAGAUGUUCGAUGUAAAAAGCCGUCAGUUCCAGUUAAACAAGUUUGUUACCCCUUAAUUAGUCCUUGUAGAGAAAAAUAAAUAGGGUUAAAGUUCUGUACAGUGAACCUAAAGAAUAGCAGUUUUUUUUUUCGUUUCAGUAAUGUGUAGCGUUGUUCCAUUCAGCAAAGAUGCAGAUAUCGUGGGCACCUAAAACUAUACAAAAUUUGUUGAAUCGCACAAACUGUUGCGCUUUGCUCCA
Molecule: messenger RNA, 1373 nt
Organism: Phragmites australis (common reed)
Lineage: Eukaryota; Viridiplantae; Streptophyta; Magnoliopsida; Poales; Poaceae
Exons: 6
Coding region: 129-992 (287 amino acids)
Source: RefSeq, a predicted model, not a curated record